This is a messenger RNA of Poecilia latipinna (sailfin molly), 1222 nucleotides long. RefSeq lists its product as uncharacterized. The transcript has 8 exons. The record is from RefSeq and is a predicted model, not a curated record. Gene Ontology annotation, cellular component: cytoplasm. Bases 455 to 1222 code for a protein of 255 amino acids. NCBI's taxonomy places the organism in Eukaryota, Metazoa, Chordata, Actinopteri, Cyprinodontiformes, Poeciliidae.
UUUACUUUAUGUUUGUGGAAUUACUGGGGUCAGAAUUUAUCUGUGACUCAGUGAUUAAUAACAUGCGCAGUAGUCUAUCAGGAUCUGUAGCUGCAGUUUUUUUUUUUUUUUUUGUUUAUUUCAAAAAGGACAAUGCACACCGUAUAAUAUGCCAGAGUUAGGCAUAAAGGCUAUGGCUUGUGAUUUUAUUUUUUUUCUGUUAACUUCUGUGUCUGGGAUAAAGAUUAAGCUGGAGGCGUUACCGCAUCAAGACGUUGUUUGGCAACCGCCAAUAAACAAAAGAAGAAGAAGAAGAUGACUUGCAUUUUAAGCAGCACAGAAGGACACAGGGAGUUUCGGGCUGAUUGAAUGCCACAGACUGACAUUUGGGAAUGGGCUGAUUUUUCUGCAGCGCCAGAAAUGUUUACAUUCGGAUAGAAAUCGUUUCAGCUCAGAACAAAGUCAGAAAGCAGUGAUGGAUCCUGAGAGGAAGCAGAGCUCUUCUCCGUCCCUUUCUAUGAUGACUGACCACUCCAAAGAGGACCUUGUGAACUUCACUGUGGAUGAAAGGAAUUCUCAGGGUGCUGUGGCAGAUGAAAUAAAUACAAGCCCAACAGAUCCAUCUCUAAGGAGCUACAGGUCUAAGACCCCUCCACCAGAUUUCAGUAACGUGAUUCCAUCUGCACGGCUUCUCCCUGUUGGCGGGCUGCAGACACAAUCAGAGAAAUAUAGCUUCACACUUCCACAACUUAUUGAAGACUGGACUAAGGAUCAAGUGAAAGACUGGGAUCAGCCAGGAUACACACCUGUCAUCCUCUUAGUGGACAACUGGGAGGAUGUUGAGGACCUUAAGCAGUGCAUCCUUCAUGUUGCUGGUGAAAGGAGGCAGCAGAACGCUCUCAUGGUUAUCAUAUUGAACUACACAGUAGGACAAGUUUACAAGAGCCAGCUCAAAAAGAAAAUUGAAGAUUCAGAGCCUCUCACUGCUGAAGCUCUUGAUGAAUGCUUGAUACUGGGCUCCAAAGCUGUAAAAGCCUUCCAAGAGUCACAGGUGCUGGCCAAGAAAGAUGAAACUAUAGACCCAUUUGAUCUCCACAACAGAAAGAGGCCAAAGUCCUACAACACAUCAGCUUAUCUGGGAGACAUCCGCAGCGGAUGCAGUCGGGAACAAAUAUCCUUCUAUCUUGGAUUCACAAUGGAAGGUCCUGUAGCCUACAACAUCAAAUAUGUCACUGCUCAGUAA